Raphanus sativus (radish) is the source of this 1070-nucleotide messenger RNA. RefSeq lists its product as uncharacterized. The transcript is spliced from 2 exons. NCBI's taxonomy places the organism in Eukaryota, Viridiplantae, Streptophyta, Magnoliopsida, Brassicales, Brassicaceae. Bases 91 to 909 code for a protein of 272 amino acids. The record is from RefSeq and is a predicted model, not a curated record.
GAGAAGGUAAACCAAACACCACAAGAAAGAAAAACUUGAAGAAAAUAGUUCAAUCCUUAUCAGCAUUUCUGAACCAAAAUUUUCUGCAGAAUGAAUCCAUUGAAUCUAGCCACCACAAGCUCACCACCUCCUGUUGCUAACGAUGUCUUGGCGAAGCGAAAGAGAGGUCGUCCGCGCAAAGAUGAAACCACAACACAGCCUCAACAAGGAAACGUUAACCUGGUUGGUAAGAGGGUUUCAGGUGUGGUCACAGGAUCUUUCGACGCGGGGUACAUACUCAGUGUCGAGGUGAAAGACAGUGACGCGAAACUGAGAGGUAUCGUGUUCGCCCCGGGGAAAGUCACUCGGGUAACUCAUGAAAACGACGUGGCUCCUCGUGUUAAAAUGUUCGCAAAAGAAGAAAUCAAGAACCAAACUGAUGUGAUCCCUCCUAAUGAUCAACCAACGAAAGAUGUGGAGAUCUCUGAGUCUGCUCGACCGUUGUCUCUAGUGCCGUAUCAGAGCGAUGACGAAGAACCCAAGGAAGCUGUGGUGGAGGAGGAGGAAGAUGGAGAAGCUGCGACUCCUCUGCUGGAGUUUUUCCCAACUCCGGAGACAACGAUGGUGACACCUCAACAGACUCUCGUCUUGGCGCAGAAAGAGUCUACAGAGCAACAGAAACCUCCUGGUGAGGCUUGUGGGUUUGGUGUUAAGGAGCCUGUUGGUCCGGUAGAGAAAGUGCCGCAGGAGCUUAGGCUAGAGCUUGGUAACAAGAUGAUAAUGAGUGGAGACAGCAACGACAACAAAAGUGGGACAGAUCCUAUAAGCUCUGUGUCCAAGAGUGGCUUGACCAUAGCGAACCUUUUUGAAGGAGAAGGCAAGAAGGUUGACAAUGCCAUGAAAGAAGAAGCAGAUCCAUCAGUUCAGUAGUUAACAAAAUGAACACCGUUCGGUUAUUUUAUACUUUUCAGACUCUCCAUUGCAUUUUUAUGUCUUCUCUUGUUUCCAGUUGUUUGCUUAAAACACUUUGUGUUCAGUGUUUGUUGUAAAACUAUUUCUUCUUCUGGUUAUUCAAGAUUUUGUUUCUUUUA